Molecule: messenger RNA, 1415 nt
Organism: Lotus japonicus
Lineage: Eukaryota; Viridiplantae; Streptophyta; Magnoliopsida; Fabales; Fabaceae
Product: probable carboxylesterase 15
Exons: 2
Coding region: 233-1198 (321 amino acids)
Molecular function (GO): hydrolase activity
Source: RefSeq, a predicted model, not a curated record
CCAUGUUUGUCUUACAUUGCAACCACGCCUGCAAAGCAAAAGCACUUCCAGAAAACGCCAUUCUCAUAACAGUUCCUUAAACAAGACAACAAUAAUUCAUGCACCACUUUCAUUUCAUCAAUAUAACUUUUUCAACUUCUCUCUUUAUCUCUUUAUAUUCUCAACUAAUUUCACUCACACACACUCACAAUAGCAAUUUCAAUACACACUCCCUUUGCUUGCACAGAAGAAAAUGUCCAAAACUGUGGUAGAUGACUGUCGUGGUGUCCUUCAGGUCUAUAGCGACGGUUCCAUAGUUCGCGCUUCGCACCCCGCCUUCAACGUCCCCUACCACGACGACGGUACUGUUUUGUGGAAAGAUGUUGUUUUUGACCCUGCAAACGACCUUCAACUUCGGCUCUAUAAGCCAGCCGAUUCAACUGGCUCCAAGCUUCCCAUUUUUUAUUACUUCCAUGGCGGUGGCUUCUGCAUCGGCUCGCGGACUUGGCUAAAUUGCCAAAACUAUUGCUCGCAGCUAGCUUGUCAGCUUCGAGCUGUUGUUGUUGCUCCUGAUUAUCGGCUCGGGCCGGAGAACCGGCUCCCAGCCGCAAUUGAGGAUGGUUACACAGCUCUAACGUGGCUUCGAGACCAAGCUGUGAGCGCUGAUCUGGACCCGUGGUUGAGCGAUGUGGCUGAUUUUAGCCGGGUUUUUAUUUCAGGUGACUCGGCUGGUGGUAACACAGCUCACAAUUUAGCAGCUCGGCUUGGGUUUGGGUCGCCCGAGUUGGCGCCGGUUCGGGUUAGGGGUUAUGUUAUGCUGGCACCUUUCUUUGGUGGAACUGUCCUAACCAAGUCAGAAGCUGAAGGGCCAAAAGAUGCUUUUCUCAAUUUAGAACUUAUUGACAGGUUUUGGAGGCUUUCUUUACCUAUUGGGGACAAUACUGAUCACCCCCUUGUGAAUCCAUUUGGACCUCGUAGUAAGAGUCUUGAAGAAAUUGAUCUUGACCCAAUUCUGGUGGUGGUUGGAGAAAAAGAUUUGCUUAAAGACAGGGCAAAAGAUUAUACAAUGAGGCUUAAGAAUUGGGGUAAAGAUAUAGAGUAUGUGGAAUUUGAAGGACAACAACAUGGGUUCUUCACUAUUGAUCCCAAUUCGGAACCAUCAAAGAAGUUGAUGUUGCUCAUCAAACAAUUCAUAGAGAAGUAUUCAGGCAAAGAUUAAGUGUUUCAUUUCACAUGCUGCUGAAACAUGGAUUAUUGUUUAUUGAGCUGUUUCACUAGUGAGUAUCAACAAGCAAGUUGAUGUUGAUCAUUAGGAAAUUUAUAUGUUUCAGAUAGGAAUGUUGACAAGUAAUUGAAGGGCCAAAAAUAACACUCAAGGAAUCAAGUGUGCAAUAUCCAAAAGCUGUGUUGAAUAAAAACAAUAAAAUUAAACUUCC